Messenger RNA from Neocloeon triangulifer, 1161 nucleotides. Its product is annotated as leukocyte receptor cluster member 1 homolog. Lineage: Eukaryota; Metazoa; Arthropoda; Insecta; Ephemeroptera; Baetidae. The transcript has 4 exons. The record is from RefSeq and is a predicted model, not a curated record. The coding region runs from base 134 to 1135 and encodes 333 amino acids.
UAAAAAUAAACAAAGGAUCAAAUGAUCAAAUCACCAAAGGAAAACUGCAAUUGGGUGCGACUUUGUGGCUAAAAAAGGGUUUUCAGAUUUUAUGCACGAUUAGCUGGGCCGCUUUCAUUAAUAUUUCAGAAAGAUGAACAUCUUACCACACAAAAGCUGGCAUGUUCGAACCAAAAAGAACAUUGCCCGGGUUCGGAAAGACGAGGCCAAAGCAGCCGAGGAGAAAAAAGAAGAGCAGAGAAGGAUACUUUUGGCUGAGCAAGAAGCUCGGACAGAAAUACUACGGAACCGAGUCAGGGAAAGAUAUGAUGGGAGACCAGGCAAAACAGAAGGAGGAAAAGCUCCAGCAGCUCCUGCGACCAGCACAAGUGGCCACGUAAACUUUUUUGAAGAUCUAGAAAGUGGUCCAUCUAAAACUUCUGGAAAGAAUAUUGAACAUGAGAAGGAGGCUAAGGAAGAACAAGAAAAGUAUGAGAAGAGCAUUGGUUAUCUGACAUAUUUAGGCCAGGACACAGUCGAGUCUACUGGAAUCAAAUCCUGGUAUGAGAAAAGACCACUUCGACUUGAAGAGGGAGACGUGGAAGAAAGCAGGAACAGCAAGAAGAAGAAAAUUGAAGAAGAUCCUCUUCGAAUUUUUGCUGCCUUCUCAGGAAUAAAGAAGCCAGAGUUCAAGGAGAGGGAAAUUGAGUUCCAUAAACAGAAUGACACAAGUGUUGUAAAAAACGUGAUUAAGACUGAGCUCGGCAUUAAAAGUGUGAAAAAGAAGCAUUCCUUGGAAAAAGAAAGAGACAGACGGACCAAGAAAAAGAAGAAGGAGAAAAAGAAAAAGUCCAAGAAGCACAAGAGAGAAAGAAAACGGUCCAAUAGUGAAAGCGAAGAAGAAAAUCCAAAGCCAAAAAGCUCCAUUGAAAAACUGAGAGCCGAAAGAAUUGCGAGGGAACAGGCUGAACGUGCCAAAGCGGCAUCUCUGUUGGCAAAAGUCAAUGGUACGCCAUUGCCGGAAGAACCGAAACCCAAGAAAGAAGAGUCGCCUCAAAUCAAGCAGAAAUACAACUCGCAAUUCAAUCCUCACUUAGCCAGGCAAAAUUUUGAAGAAGCAGAUCCAUGGAAUAAUCAGCCGUGGAACAGGAGAUGAUUUGAGUAAUAAAGUGAACAAAAAAA